AUGGGACUUAGAAUAACGGGGAGCAGUGUGGCUCUGGUAAUCAAGGUGAAAUGGGGAGAUAUAGAGGCGAAGACGCGCGAGGAAAAGGGCGGGAGGAAAGAAGAGAAGGAGGAGGAAGGACAAAUUGAAUUGGGCCGCUUGAUUCUAAAGAGUGGACACGUGCAUCAGUUUUUUAGGAGUGAUUUCUACUUAUCAUUGCUUUCCAGUUACAGGAUGUAUUUCAAAAUUAAAUGA
Messenger RNA from Gongylonema pulchrum, 234 nucleotides. Lineage: Eukaryota; Metazoa; Nematoda; Chromadorea; Rhabditida; Gongylonematidae. The record is from the annotation of a GenBank genome assembly.